Messenger RNA from Stomoxys calcitrans (stable fly), 6024 nucleotides. RefSeq names its product non-lysosomal glucosylceramidase. The transcript has 10 exons. Lineage: Eukaryota; Metazoa; Arthropoda; Insecta; Diptera; Muscidae. Gene Ontology annotation, cellular component: membrane. The record is from RefSeq and is a predicted model, not a curated record. Gene Ontology annotation, biological process: glucosylceramide catabolic process; carbohydrate metabolic process. Gene Ontology annotation, molecular function: glucosylceramidase activity; beta-glucosidase activity. Bases 899 to 3586 code for a protein of 895 amino acids.
GCAGCAGAAGUAGCAGAAGCAGCAACGCGAUUCGGAAACAAACAAAACAAGCAAGCAACAACACAAACCAACCAAAUUUAUUCCAAGUUGUAAAGUGAGUGAAGUGUAGUGUUGUGUUCAAGUGUAUAAAAAAAUCAAACAACAACAAAUUAUAAUAAUUGCCAUUCAUAAAUAGCAACAUAGAGUGAGUAGUGAGCGUCGCAACCAACAAAAAUAAAAUCUGCUGUCAGCAACAAAUAGAGGAAAUAAGUGGCUGAAAUUAAGAAAGAAAUUAUUGAAAAUAUAGUGAAUUAUUACCAGUUAUUGAUGUAAAGAUACAUAUAUACAAGCAUCUAGAAAUAAAAUAUUAAGCCAUUUGUUAAAAAAUACGUAGAGAAAUAUAUUCAUAUUUUCUUUAUUUACCUAUCAAGCAAACAGAAAUUCCCACAAAAUACCUUUGAUGUUUGUUGUGUGAAUGCUAACGCUACUGCUGUUGUUGUCAGUGCUGCCACCGCCGCUGCUUUUGAAUGCGUCACAGACCUUCCUCCAGGGGAAAUAAAUUGAGGUGAAACACGCGCAGAAUAUCCAUCCCAACUGCCUAAAAGUAGUGAGUGAAGUGAAACGAAAUUCUCCCCCUCCGCUUAAGAGCACAUUUGCCACUUGUUAACAUUGCAUUGGGUCAGCAGAAAUUGUGUGUGUUUUCGUCAGUGCGUGUAUGUGUGUGCGUCAGUGAGUUGUAGAGUGUUUGUAUACCUAGUGUUCGCGCUUCAGGCCAAUCCAUCAAUAAUUUAACCCGAAGAAAAAAUCAAAGCAUCUAUUUUGGGUUUUUUUUUUAUCCAACCAUCCAUCACCAACUCCUCUACCAGUCAAACCCAGAAAUAAUUUCCGUGCUUGCCAGUGACGUCAUAACUUUCGCAACAUGGACUCGGUCAGUGCUAAUUAUGAUGAACAACAACAGCGCAAUGAAAUUACCGCAAUUCCUAUGUAUGGACUAAAAUUAAAAUUCGAUCAUGUGUGGCCAGAGAAACGCAAUCAGAAUCUAAGGCCCUCCAUUAAGCAAACAUUGCCUUUGGUGCCAUUGGCUUGUAGAUAUGCCGCCUACUACUGGAAAGUGUCACGUGAGGGCCGUCGUUGCUACAUGGAUUAUUAUUACGCCGAACAUGGCAAGCAAAUGUACGGUGUCCCCUUGGGUGGCAUUGGUGGUGGCACCAUAGGUCGGGGCUAUGCCGGAGAAUUUUGUCGCUUCCAAAUGCGUCCUGGAAUGUAUGAAUACCAUACGGUGCAGGCCAAUCAAUUUAUAGUGACCAUUAAGGAUGUCAAAGGCGAGACUAUCUAUCAGAGUUUGCUGUCGAAAAGAGCUGGCAGUAAUAAUCGUGCUAAACAGCCUUUGGGUAGUUGGCAAUCGAAUUUGGAUGAGGCCAAGUGCUUCUAUACAGGUCUGUAUCCCCGCUCCUGGACUGAAUAUGAUCUCUCUGAGUAUGGUGUGCGUUUGGUUUGCCGUCAAAUAUCGCCCGUUAUACCUCAUGACUACAAGGAAUCCUGUCUACCAUGUGCCGUUUUUGUGUGGUCGGUGGAGAAUGUUUGUGAUGAGGAACGUACCAUUUCCAUAGCUUUUACCUUUAAGAAUGGCACCGGCAAUAAGAAACAAGAUGCCGAGGGUUCGGCUACUUCCACCCUGUUUUCCGAAGGUAAUGCCAAGGGUGUAACCAUAAAUCAGAUGAUAGCUGAUAUGCCUUGCUCCUACAAUUUGGCUUGUCGUGUUUUGCCCGAAAUCAACAUUACGCGUUGUGUGAAGUUUGAUCCUUGCGGCAGUGGCGAACAAUUAUGGCAACAGCUUAAGGAGCAAGGACAAUUAAAUGAUGCUGCAGCAGAUGAAAAUCUUAAAUCCAACGAUUUGGGUGUGGCCAUCUGUGCUAGAGUUUCGUUGAAACCCAAAUCUCAACAUGAUUUGGAAUUUGCUUUGUCUUGGGAUAUGCCCAACAUACAUUUCCCCAAAAAGCUUAAAACUCACAAACGCUAUUAUACAAAAUAUUUUAGUGCAAAUGGUGAUUCGGGUCCAAAAAUCUGUGACUAUGCUUUGAAACAUUAUGGCAAUUGGGAAAAGCUUAUAGAUAAUUGGCAAAAACCCAUUUUGAAUGAUGAAGGCCUGCCGGAAUGGUAUAAAGGUGCUAUAUUUAAUCAACUUUAUUUUAUAUCUGAUGGUGGUACCCUAUGGCUGUUGUGUGACUCCUCCUUGGGCCAGGAACUGGAAUACAAUGAUCCCAGGAUUGCCUAUGGUCGCUUUGGCUAUCUGGAGGGCCAUGAAUAUCGCAUGUACAACACCUACGAUGUACAUUUCUAUGCUUCACCAGCCAUAGCUCAUCUAUGGCCCAAUCUACAGGUAAGCCUCCAAUAUGACUUCAAGGAUGCCAUUGCUGCUAACCUUACGGAUACCAGGAAAAUGUUGUACGAUGGCAAGGUAUUGCCUCGUAAGAUUAAAAAUUGUGUACCCCAUGAUUUGGGCGAUCCCGAUGAGGAACCUUUCACCCUUAUCAAUUGUUAUAACAUUCACGAUGUCAACGAAUGGAAAGAUUUAAAUACGAAAUUUGUUCUGCAAGUCUAUCGCGAUUACUAUGUGCUGAAUGAAUUGGCCCAAGCCCAGGCAGAUAAUGCGAGUAAAUUUAGUUCCAUUGAAUUCAUCGAUAAGGAUAGUUUGUACGAAAUGUAUACACAGGAUAAUAAGCGCAAAAAUUCGGUGGAAGAGAAGAAAGAAAAUCGUAAAUCGGCUUCUAUGUAUAUCAAUGAAACUAAUGGCAAGGUUUAUCUCAUGGAUGCCAUGGCCUAUUUAAAGGCCAUGUAUGGCUCGUGUAAGGCCAUUAUGGAAAGGACUAUUGAAUAUGAUCGCGAUAAUGAUGGUUUGAUAGAAAACACAAAAAUGCCAGACCAGACAUAUGAUUCGUGGGUUAUGGAGGGACCAAGCGCUUAUUGUUCGGGCCUAUGGUUGGCUGCCCUUCAGAGCAUGUCAGUGAUGGCAACAAUUUUGGACCAACCCAAUGACUGCAUACGGUAUCAGGAUAUUUUGGAGAAAGGCAAACGUUCGCUAGAGGAAAAACUCUGGAAUGGCAGCUAUUAUCGUUUCGAUACUUGCAACAGUCACAAAGACACCAUAAUGGCAGAUCAAUUAUGUGGUCAUUGGUAUUUAAAGACCUGUGGUUUCGAUUAUGAGAUCUAUCCCAAAGAGAAUGUACGCUCUGCCUUAAAGCAGAUUUUCCAAAACAAUGUCAUGGGUUUCCAUAAUGGUGAAAUUGGUGCUGCCAAUGGUUUCAUAGCCAAUUCGGAUCCUGAGAAACCCGGUCAUGUCGAUACCAGCAGCAUACAGUCCGAAGAGGUAUGGCCUGGCGUUAGCUUUGCCUUGGCAGCGACCAUGAUACAGGAAGGCAUGUUUGAGGAAGGUUUCAAAACUGCAGGCGGCCUUUAUGAGACCAUUUCACAAAAAUGUGGCAUGAAUUUUGAAACUCCAGAGGCUUUCUAUGGCGAAAAACGUUAUCGUUCCAUAGGCUAUAUGAGACCCUUGAGUAUUUGGUCCAUGCAAGUGGCUUGGGAAAGACGCAAAGCCCUUAGGGACUAAAGAGUUUAAAGAAAGGAUUUUUAAGAAAUGAACAAUGAAGAAUGGCUUAUUUUUUUAGGAAACUUUUUAAGGUGCAUUGUCUAUGAAACAAAAAGAGAGUACAAUUUUGUUUAGUAAUUAUUUACAAGUGUUUGUGUGUCCGUCUGUCUGUUUAUCGCAUAAAAACACAAAAUCACAAUGUUGUAACAAUGGAAACCAAAGAUUUUUAAAAAAUCAUCACUCAGCGAGGGUGAUGUGUACUUUUCAGAGCUUUGUUAGGUGCCCAGCAAGGUAGGAAUUUUUUCUACAAAUAAUAUAAGAAAAACAAAAAGAAUAGGGAAAUGAAAAAACAAAAUGACGAAAAAAGAAAGCACAAUUUUAAAUUAAGUUAUUUAAAAAAAUGCAGAUAACAGAUAAAGGAUAAUUAAUUCGAGCAACUAAGACACUUUUCCAUGGACGUAGAAGAACUCAACAACUGAUCCAGGAAAAAAAUGGAAACAUUCAAAAACAUUUGUUUUUUAUAGAAAAUUUUGUGUUUUUGGCAUAAAUCUUACUUACUUUGAAAUUUUUUAAAAUAGUUCCGUCAGCGGAAUUUCAAAACUUUGUCAAAAUUUGUCUUUUAUAACUAAUUUUGGCAAUACUUUAAACCAAGUUAGACCUCUUCAGGUAAAAUUUCCCCUAACUAGACAUUUCAGGCCCCUACAGUAGUCCAAAAUGACCAGGACUGAGUAACUAAAGCGAAAGCAAGCAGUGAGAAUAGUUUUCACCUAUAUAUUAUCCCGUUUCAUCUCUUCCCAGGUCGAGUAUUUAGAACGUAAGGUACUUGUCCUAUUAUAUCUUUCUUUCAAACCCACUAAACCAGUAGAAGUUCCAAUUUUCAAAUGCUCACACCACACUCAGAUAGUGGCUUGAGUUAAAGCUUCCCUAGACACAGGACAUCUUGGUUCUCGAUAUUCCAGGUCCAGAUUCCAUUAAUCAUCAGGGGCAAACUUCCCACAUAUCAAUGAGUGCUGUCCGAUUCAUGUUUAACCUUAAUGAUAAAGGACUUGGUCUUUAUUGGAGAGUCUGAGCGGCCCUCUUUGGGGAGAACUUUUUUCAUAGUAUUGCAACUCACAAAUGUCGCCAGCCUUAGGAGGGCAUAACCACCGCCGAAAACAUUUUUUCUUAUGUUCUCGUUGGGAUUCAAACCUAGGCGUUGUGCGUCAUAUUCGUUCAUGCUAACCUCUGCGCAACGUUGGCCUCCUCCAUCACAUACUAUAAUUGACAAAAUGUUCCCGUAGUGAUCCCUUUCAAGUCAGCAAUCUCAUUUUUCUUCACACACUGUGGAGCUGUUCACCUAUUCCAUAGGAUGAUCCAUAAGUUAUACCUUCUUAGCCUGCCCCUUUGGUAACCUGAUUUUCCUUCCAACCCCGAUGGUCCGAACUUAUAACAGUACGACAAGCCCUAAGAAAUGUCGUACCCACAUAAUCCAGAGCCUUCAGGGCCAACUCAAUGUCAACACAAAUUAUGACCGCCUAACAGAAUAACUGCUUCCGUUAAUAUUUUGUCCCUAUAGUCUCAAAACAAGUACAACCUUGAAAAGUGGCGAUAAAAUGGCCCCCUGUAGCGUGCCCUGUGCCACUUUCUCCCUUAUAUUUAUGUCAUGGGACCCGAAAUUUAUCCGCCUGUUACUUAGCAUAUAGUUUAUCCAGUCUCCAUGCACCCGGUACUGGUCUAAGGAUUGGAUCAAUGUGGCGGUCCGCACAUUUUUUAACGCCCCCUCGAUGACAUACACCCAACUGAACUUUUUUAUUUUUAUAAUUAAAAUUUUGACUUCAAACCCAGUUUUAUGUUACACCCCUAAAUCAACAUUGAAGUGUUCUCAGCUGCUCGAAUGUGAAAAACUAACCCAUGUCUGCAAACUUGUUUUAUUGUCGGUUAGUAGUUACUUUUUUGUUUUAUUAUUAUUACUUCAAAUAAAAAACUCCUAACUCUAACAAGGUAUCAUUAAGUUAUGGCAUAUCCUUUUUAUUCUUUAAGACGAGUCUCUGUUCUUGUUUCUUCUAUAGACUGAAUUCAUAAAUUAUUCACAAUGUUUUUAUGAUUAUUUUAUGCUUUUUUUAACUUUUACUAGUUAGGUUUAUAAUACAUUUGUAUAAUUUUAGUUAUGAGUUCCUUGUUUAUGUGUUCUUAGGUCUAUUAUAAGGUAUAUUCAUUAAAUAUCUAGAAAGCUUAUAUCGAAAGAAAAAGAAGUGUCCUGGUUUGUAAUGUCAAAGCGCAAAGUAAAAAACAAAUCCAAAUGUUAUAUGUUUUACAUGAUUGUGUACUUAUUUCACUGGUGUUAAUUAAACAAAAACUCCGAAGCAUAUAUAUAAAAGACCCCUCCCCUCUACCCAAUAUUACAAAUAUAAAACAGCAUAUAUAAAUAUUUAUUUAAAACAAAUUAUAAAAAUAAAAUCUAUAUUUAUGAAAAAACAUAA